Molecule: messenger RNA, 1665 nt
Organism: Penicillium roqueforti
Lineage: Eukaryota; Fungi; Ascomycota; Eurotiomycetes; Eurotiales; Aspergillaceae
Gene: sld2
Product: protein sld2
Exons: 2
Coding region: 1-1665 (554 amino acids)
Biological process (GO): DNA replication; double-strand break repair via break-induced replication; DNA replication initiation
Cellular component (GO): DNA replication preinitiation complex
Molecular function (GO): DNA replication origin binding; single-stranded DNA binding
Source: RefSeq, a predicted model, not a curated record
AUGGCCGACAACGCUCUGACUUCCAGUGCUGAGGUCGGUGCACAAGCUGUCAAUGUUCGCGCCGAAUUGAAAACGUGGGAGAAAGCCUUCUCGUCAGCCAAUAGGGGCCGCAAAGCUGGACGCGAUGAUAUCAAACAAAACGCGGAUAUCGCUGCUAAAUACAAGGAAUACAGUCGUCUCAAGGCACUUGAAGCAUCUCUAAGCCGGCGCGAAAACAGUCGACAGGAGGGAUAUGAAAGCCACUCGAAAAAGCGGAAACAUGCAUCUCCCCCCGGUCAGGAUAGUACAUCUCUCCAAGUCACACCCCGCAAAUCGUCCAGAGGGCUCUUUGCGACUCCAUCCAACAAUCGUACCAAGCACCACCCUGCACAACUGGAUCCGUAUGACUCGCCGUCGACUCUUCGCAGACUCUUUAGUCCCAGUACACACCGGCAAGGACUACCAGCACCAUCGCCAUUAAAGGCCGCAAUUGGGCCUACGCCUCAGCGUGACGGAAAGACAUUGGGCCUGUUCGACAUGCUAUCUGAAUCUGGCGGGAGUGGUGGAACGCCUUCCGCCACAAGGCGAACGAAUAACCUAGCUGCCGCAUUCCGCACACCCUCCAAACGAAAGCCCGUAAGCACAAUCCCCGAGGCCCCGGAAGAAGAGCCUCAGCAGGAGACGCCCAGGCUUGCGCGAACCCCUGCAUCUGAGACCAAGCAGUUCUAUCUUGCAAAUCUAUUCGCAACACCGACGACAAUGCGUUAUGCCGCCAUGGUGGAAGCGACCGAUAAUGCAGAUUCACAGAGCACAAAUCUGCUAAACCCAGCACAUGAAAUAUCACCCCAGGAAGCGCAAUCUGGGACACCAUCUUUCCUCCGUCGGUCCAACUCUGGUCGAUAUCCUCCACUUAGUGCAAAGCAUGAUGGUCCAGGACUCAGUCCUAUUGUCUCGCGUAAGCCGCAAAGAUUUGCCAGCAAGGGGCUAACGCAUUUAGUCCAAGGACUGCGGGAUAUGGAGGAGGAGCGUAUGGAUGACGACUGGGAUGUGAUGCGCGAGAUGGAGGAAGAGGCAGAGGCGGAAGAAGCUGCCAAGAUCCAGGUUGAGGAUAGUCAAGGACCAGAUGUGAACCGGAAAUACAAGAAGAAGGGCCAGAAACGGACGACGCGACGAGUGAUUAUGAGGCCGGUUAUUCAUCAGCCGAAACCCAAGCCCAAACCAAACCCAGCUCUUGCGAAUGAGGACUCGGAACAUGAAGAUGAUGUUGUAGCAGUUCCGGAGACGCAACAGCCACCUGCGGCUAGUGACGGCUGGGAUGAUGUCCCGAGUGACAUUGAACGGGCGGAUGAGGCCGCUUCCCUUCAUACCAUGUCGGAGCCCGAGCUUGAUACCGAGGCCGAAUUUGAUUCCGACUCGAACGAUGACCCUGAAUUCGCAGGACAGCCAAAGCCUGUUGCCAGACCGAAGAGUUUCUCGGAGAGAAUCAAGGAAGCUGUUUCAUCCUCUUCCGUGAAGCCACAGGAACAAGAACCCAUGGGGAAACCUCCGAAGAAGCCUGCUGAGACUGUCGAAGCAAAGAAACCUCGUCCUCGGAAGAUCAAAGCCGAAGCUCAUGCGAACUAUCGAUCAAUAAGCAUCAACAGAGGAGGUUCCUCUCGGGGUAGAGGGCGUUUCCGCCGGAAAUAA